Molecule: messenger RNA, 3033 nt
Organism: Thyridium curvatum
Lineage: Eukaryota; Fungi; Ascomycota; Sordariomycetes; Thyridiales; Thyridiaceae
Exons: 4
Coding region: 1-3033 (1010 amino acids)
Cellular component (GO): actin cortical patch
Molecular function (GO): phosphatidate phosphatase activity
Source: RefSeq, a predicted model, not a curated record
AUGCAACUCGAGUCCGUCCAGUCCCUCGACCUACUUGCAACUAUUGGAGACAAACACAAGCUGGCGCCUCUCAAACGACCCGGCCGCUCGCACUUUCGCCACACCUUGCUGCGGUACCUCUUCCCGCCGGCUGUCCGAGACCGCUACCGCGAGAGGCUGCUCAACUUCCACCUCGACACUGUCCCGCGCCUCAAGCACGGGCUGCAGUCGCGCAUAUACCGUCUGGUCCUUUCGCGCCAGCAGAAGCGCCGGGACAGGUCCAGGAUCAUCGACAUCGUCUCGAGAAAGACCGGCCGGCUGCUCCUCGGACCUGCGCCGCCGCCGCCUCCGCCGCCUUCGCGGGCCUCCUCGCUGCGCCGUCACGCCCACAACAGGCAGGGCAAGGAUGUGAAGUUGGAAGCGCAGGGCAGCAGCAGAGAAAUGCAGCCGUCGUCGUCUUCGCAAUGGGGCGCAUACGGCUCCCAGGGAAACGGGGCGCCGCCGGGGGCGUACGGGCCCGACGUCGGCGGGCGUGAGCCGGGGACGCGGCGCCGCAAGAUCGCCGCCAUGGCCGGCAACGUCUACCGGGCCGGCGUGGCCGCGGCGAGCGAGAUCCGGGAGCAGUACAGCAACACGCGCUUCCGGGGGCUGGACACCUCGGACGAGAAGAUGACCAUCCCCGGCUCGUUCCCGGACGUGGCCAUCGUCACGCACGGGGACGAGCAGAUGGUGCUGUUCCCUUCGUACGCCAAGCGCCACGUGCGCCAGUUUGAUGACAACGGGGAGCCGCUCGUGCGGUCGGCCGUCGACGCCGACAUGAACGAGGAGCAGUACUGGCGCCAGGAGUGGCAGAAGAUGGAGGACAAGAAGGCCAUCGUCGACGUCGACGUGCGGGGCUGGAUCUACUCGCCGCAUAAGGGCCCGAUGACGAGGAAGAACCGCAUGCUGAUCGGCCUCGCGAGGAGGCUAAGCGGUAUCCCGCCGCCGACGAUGCAGACUGACGAGGAGCACCACAUGACGCCUCAUGAGGAGCGCGAAGAGUUGAGAGAGCAACAGCGCAUUGCGAAUGAGGCGGAAGCUAUCGAGAAGAAGGGCCAGGGCGAGAAGGAGAUUGGCACGCGCGGGGGCUACAGCGAGGAGCCCAGAGAUGAUGACGAUGAUGCGGCGAGCCUGGCUCCGCCGAGGAAAGGCAGUGGGCACGAAAGCUUCGGCUCUGCGCCGCCAUCGCCGACGCUAUCGGCGCGGACGUCGUGGAAUAGCGCCGCUGACCUGACCAAGGCGGAGCUCGCGGUGGCCAAUGCCAACCUCAUGGCACGUCUGGGCCCUUUCUUGACCACGCCGUUGAUUCAACUACCUAUCACUCUGUUCUUUUACAACGACGAGACGUCACAGUCGCGGACGGUCAUGACAAACGAUGCCGGGCACUUUGAGAUGCGCGCAGCCCUCGACUUUGUGCCGACGCAUGUACGAGUACUCGCAAACGAGGGCCUGUCGGCCACAGAGCCGGUCAGCAUCAUCGAGAGCCAGGGCAUCAGCUUGAUCAGCGACAUUGACGACACGGUCAAGCGGUCCAACAUCUCUCUCGGCGCGCGCGAGAUCUUCCGCAACACCUUUAUCAGAGACUUGGGGGACAUGAGCGUCGACGGCAUCAGCGAGUGGUACAACUCGCUCCACGAGAUGGGCGUCCAGUUCCACUACUGCUCCAACAGCCCGUGGCAGCUGUUCCCGGUCCUGGCCACGUUCUUCAAGGGCGCCCAGCUGCCGCCUGGAUCGCUGCAUCUGAGGGCGUACAGCGGCAUGUUGCAGGGGAUCUUUGAGCCGGUGGCCGAGCGGAAGAGGGGGACGCUUGAUAAGAUCUUGAAGGACUUUCCGGAGAGAAAAUUCCUUCUCGUGGGCGACAGCGGAGAAGCUGACUUGGAGGUGUAUACCGAACUUGCCCAGUCCCACCCGGGCAGGGUCCUGGCGGUCUUCAUCCGUGAUGUCACGACGCCUGAGCAAGCGGGCUAUUUCGAUGCCGGGAUAGACCCGAGCAUUCUGAGGCGCAAGGCCACGGCUGCCGCACCGGUGGCCAGUAACGGUAACGGGAGGAACGAUGACACCGAGCAACGGCCAGCGCUGCCGCCGCGCGUACGGUCCGAACCUCCUCCACCAGAGGGACCCGUCAUGGGCGACCUCAUCGACUUUUCCGAUGAACCGCCGGCAAUGGACCAGAACGGCGCAAAAGAGCUCCACGAGCUCAAGCAAGAGGCGAAGGCCGGGCGGGAACCCAGCGCACUCGACCUCCUGUCUCGGAAAGCACCGCCGCCACGCCCUAAGAAGCCGAUGGCGCUCCGAGGCGCACCCUCAGACGUCCCUGCUGCACAGCCCAAUAGCGAUGUCCAAGGGCCCGCACCCCCUGAUCCACGUCAACAACGCGUCCGAGCAGGGCUACCCCUCGGCGCCGUCCAGCCGCGAGCCCACGCCGCAGCCCAGACUCCGCGACGAGACGAGCCGCUCCUCCUCCCCGGCGUCGUCCACGUCGGCAAGGGCCCCUCCGCCGCCGCCUCGCCGCCGCGGCACGCCGACGGGCAGCCUGAACCUGAGCCCGCGCGUGGUGCCUGCUUCCUCCUCGGCGGCGGUGCCUCCGCUGCCGGCCAGGCGCGGCACGGGGGCCAGCCUGGACUCGCUGGAGCCGCUGCCCCCUUCCGCUUCCGCGGCGGCGACGCCCAGCGCGGCCCAGCAGCAGCAGCAGGCGGCGGCGACGACGGUGAACAAGAAGGUCGAGAUCUGGCGGCGGAGGCUGGCGCGGGCGCACGAGGCGCUGGACCAGCAGGGGGUCGCGCUGUACACGUGGCGCCGCGGGGACGACGUGGUGCUCGAGGCGGUGGGGAUCGUCAGGGAGGCUAUGAGGGGACUGCAGGCGCAGGGGCGAGAUUCUCGGGGUCGUGGGUCGGGGUAGUAGGGAGUCUUGAGCAGGCUUUGAUGGUCGAGGCUGUUGGGCGUCUUUCCCAUGUUUCUGCCUUUGAUCCUUUCUGCUAUACUCACGACAAGAACACGACCAACGGGAGUGAGUGA